AGCCGGCUGAGACGGGCUGCAUCAGGGGAAAGGCGCAGCUGGACGCGAGCGAGCAUCUGGGGUGAUGGAGCCCAUCUGAGGACCGGGGGCCGCGUCCGGGACGAGGAUGCACCUCUGAUAGCUGUAGACGGGAGGAGGGGACCGUAGAUGAAUAUUGGUGACACUUCUGAGAACUGGCCACAAGUGAAUGGGUCACACACCUCACCUGUAGGGGAAAAGUACAUGCUGGAUAAGGGGAGGGCGUCUAGCUAUGGAAGCAUUUCUGGGAAGCAGGGGCCACAGCUGGAUGUGGGGACCUAUAGGGGCCACAGCUGGAGGAGGUGUAACAGCUGCAUGUCGGAGACACAUCUGGAGAGAAAGGAGCCACAUGUGCACGAAGAAUAUGACUGGUGAUGAGGGGUCCGUGGCCGGAUAUAGGACCGCAUCUGGAGAUGGAACAUCUUUAGAGGCGGGCACCACCGGAUGUGGGGCACCCCAGGAUGGAGCCCCCGCCCGGCAUGGCAGUGGGGCAGGAGGAGCAGGAAGAGCAGGAGCUGCUGGAGCGGGCCUUCUUCUCGUGGGCUGAGUUCAGCCGCUUCUUCGACGCGUGGUGCCAGCAGCGGCUGGCGCUCUUCUUCGUCCAGAGCUCCAUGCACCUGACCCGCUGCCACUGGGCCAGGUUGCCCCCGCUCUACACACUCAUCGAUGUGCUCAAGUACAGCUACGUGCGGCUCGUGUGCAAGGACGUGCGUGCUCCCAGCCGGCCUGCCAUGGGGCACCGUGAGGCCGGCUGCCCCGCCUUCAUCAUCGUCAAGCUGAGCCCGCUGCGGGACCGCCUGGUGGUGACGGAGUGCCGGCUGACACACUCGCACCCGGCCUGCCCCAUCGAGUUCGCCUACUACUUCCGGCCGGGCCGCCUGCUGGCCAACACCUGCCUGCCGGUGCGCACCACCAACAAGGUGUCCAAGCAGUUCCUGGCGCCCGCCGACGUGCACCGCCUGCUCUCCUACUGCAAGGACCGCGACCGUGGUGUCAUCGACGCCCUGCGUGCGCUGGAGGGGCUCUUCCGCACCGACCCUGAGGCCAAGGUGAAGCUCGUGUUCAUGGAGAACCAGGCGGUGGUGGAGACCGUGUUCUUCCUGACGUCGCGCACGCGGGCGCUGCUGCGGCGCUUCCCGCGCAUGCUCCUGGUGGACCGGCUGGUGCGCGGCCACCGCCGGCGCCUGCUGCGCCGCCUCAGCCCGUCGCACAGCAUGGCACAGUGCCUUCGCGAUUUGGUGGCCAUGCAGUGGGCCGAUGCGUCCGGAGAGGUAGCGCCCGAUGGCCCCAAUGGUGGGGACCUUUGGCCGGGGGGUGAGCCUGGGAGGGAAGUCCGGGUGGAGAACGGGGACUGCGGAGGGGCCCCGAAGGAAGGGAGCGCUUGGAGAGGCGCCCAGUUGGACAAAGAGUGGGCCAGAGAACCCGAGACCAGAAACCGGGGAGGCGCGCAGUUAGAAAGUGAGAACGGGAGAGGCCUGCAAAUCCGGUACUGGAGAGGGGUCCAGCUGGAGAACCGGAAGAUGCGAGGGCUGGUGGGGCGUGGCUGGAGGGGGGCCUCGCCAGAGGACGAGCACCUCGAAGGGCCGGACAUCAGAGACUGGAGCGGGGCCCCGCCGGAAGGGGAGAGAGGCUGGGGGCUGGAGGGCUACCUCUGGAGGAUGAGGGUGCUGGAGGCCGCAGAGCGGAGGACCCAGGUCGGGUGUGAGAGGCCCCGGAGCCUUGAAGGGAGCACCUGCAGCGGGGCCCAGUUGCACGACGAAAGGACCAGUGGGCUGAAAACCAGAGACCGGAAGGGGCCUCCGGUGGAAGCGGAGAAGGGAGAGGGGCUGGAGGUUAGGGACUGCAGGGGGGUCCGUUUCGAGACGCCCCUGGAGUCGGUCUCCGAGAACGGAGACCAAAGGGGUCCCCAGUGGGGAGACGAGAGGCAGAGAGAGCCAGAAAUUGGAGAAGAAGGAGGACUGAGGUCGGGAGUCAAAAGAAGAAGGGACCUGGAAGAUGUGGUUCUGGUCCGGCUAGGGGACACAAGGGGGACAGGCCUGGAGAAUGGAGACGGAGGGGGAGCGCGGCUUAGGGGCCCCAAGACCAGAAGAGUGCGAGGGAGGGAGUGCGUGGACACGGGAGGGAGGUGUCUAGGGCUGGGGAAUGGAGUCAUGAGUGGCGCCCCCGUGGGAACUGUGCUUGAGGAUGACCCAGAAUGGCCAGUGACAAGGAGAGUGUCCCUGGCCACAGGGGACAGCCUACAGGAUGGAGGUGAAGCAGACGGCCCGAAGGAACCAAGGAGGCCUCGCCGCCCCUUGGGAGAGAAGGAGGUGGACUGGGAGCCCCUGGCCAAGUUCCGAGCGGCCUGCGGGCCAGAGCUGGCAGGCCUGGUGGCCGAGGAGCUCGCUUUCGCCAGGCAGCACGGGACCCGGGGUUUCCACACGACCGGAGCCGGCUUCGCCCUGAAGGACGGCUCCUCGGACUUCUUCCUGGACGGGGCCCUGACGCGCUGCAGCUGCUCCAUCCACGCCGCGCGACACCUGCCCUGCCGUCACCUGUUCGCAGCGCGCCUGCUCACCGGAGCGGCCUUGUUCCACGCGGACCUGCUCCGGGACUGCUGGGGGAGCGCCCCAGAGUCCUGACCCUCCGGCCCCUGCCCACCGCCCUCUACUGCGAGGGCGGCAGGGCAACUGUGAUCCCAAAGAUAGAAAGGCCGAGGCCAAGGAGGCCACCUCCUGGGUCACCGCAUCUGGGCUAUUUGCCCGUCUGGGUCCGAGGGAAGUUGACGGUGGUCUCUGAGGUCCUGGAGCCACAGGUGUGGAAGAUGGCGGUGGCCAGGGUGGCAGCUGAGGGCUGCCUCAGAAUAUGAGGAAGACGUAUAGACAGGAGGACAGAUGAAGGAGCGGUAAGGAGGGGGAGAGAGAGAGAGAGGAGACAGAGAUGGAGGAGGGCGGGCAAGAAUGGAGAGAGCAGAGGGAGGCAGGAGAGGAGGGGGUGGGGGAAGGGUAGAAGGAGACACAACAAAGGAAGCUGUGAGCCAUGUGGGGAGCAGAAAAGAGAGGGGAGCGAUUUGGGUAGUCUCCAAGGGCUGGAGGCGUGAUCCCCUUCACCUUCUGACUGGCCAUCCCAGGAAGAGACAGAAGAGGGAGAGCUGGGAGUCUUCGAACGGGCUGGGCCGGGGGCUCUCCAGCAGCGGACGGGAGCCACCUGGACUAUUGUGCUUCAAGAUAGGAAUAAAACGGUAUCGUUUCGGUUC
This is a messenger RNA of Pteropus alecto (black flying fox), 3253 nucleotides long. RefSeq names its product zinc finger SWIM-type containing 9 (gene ZSWIM9). Gene Ontology annotation, molecular function: zinc ion binding. Bases 480 to 2639 code for a protein of 719 amino acids. The record is from RefSeq and is a predicted model, not a curated record. NCBI's taxonomy places the organism in Eukaryota, Metazoa, Chordata, Mammalia, Chiroptera, Pteropodidae. The transcript is spliced from 5 exons.